This is a messenger RNA of Dendronephthya gigantea, 2387 nucleotides long. RefSeq names its product stromal membrane-associated protein 1-like. Gene Ontology annotation, molecular function: GTPase activator activity; metal ion binding. NCBI's taxonomy places the organism in Eukaryota, Metazoa, Cnidaria, Anthozoa, Malacalcyonacea, Nephtheidae. The record is from RefSeq and is a predicted model, not a curated record. Bases 88 to 1563 code for a protein of 491 amino acids. The transcript has 9 exons.
UUCCGGUGUACGAUCGGACGCCAAGACAGAGAAUUUGGCCGAAAUUUGGCGAUUUUACUUUAAAAUUUUACCACCUUUAACGCCACAAUGUCGACGAGAGCAGAGAGGGAGAAGAACAAGAAACAACAUGAUAAAAACACGAGUGUACUCAUGGAGUUACUUCGCGAAGAACAGAACAAAUUUUGCGCUGACUGCCGGGCAAAAGGACCAAGAUGGGCUUCGUGGAAUCUCGGUAUUUUCGUCUGUAUUACUUGUGCGGGCAUUCAUAGAAAUUUAGGCGUGCAUAUUUCCAAAGUGAAGUCUGUCAAUUUGGACGCAUGGACACCGGAACAAGUUAAGAAUGUCGUGGAAUGGGGAAACAGAAGAGCAGCAGAUUACUACGAGUUUCAUUUGCCCGUUGGAUUCCGUCGUCCUCAAGGCGACUCAAGCCUUGAACAGUUCAUUAGAAAUAAAUAUGAGAAGAAGUUAUAUAUAAAUAAGGGUGGUCCACCCCCUGCUAGAGAAUCAAUUAACUCGCCUGAAAAGGUUAGCCAAGAUAAGAAAAAAUCUAGCGAUAGCCAAAGUAAAAAGAUAUCUAGACCAGAACCGUCCAAGUCGGUUCCGAACCCUACCAAGGCUAGCAAUCUGUCGAACAUCAAGCCAUCAUCAGCUACCGUAGACCUUCUCUCAAUGUCUGAACCAGCACCAUCACAACAAGCACCAGCACAGAUAAGCUCCACCUUGUUGAGCAUGUCAGCGCCACCUGCUGCUGCACAAGGCAAUACUGCUGACCUUCUCAACUUCGGUGGUCCCUCGUUCCAAGUUGCAGAUAGCAAUCCCCAACAGCCGAAAUCCCAGCCACCAUCCCAGGGAUUUGCAUUUGAGUUGUCGCAGAAUAUGUCAACACCAUCCCCAGUUAUCAACAAUACAACAACAAAUGGUACUUCAGAUCAAACCAAUAUCGAAGAAAAUUUGUUUAAAGGUGAUCUUUCGAGUGGAGGACAGUCGAAAAAAGAUUCUAUAAUGGCGUUGUAUCAACCAUCUCAAAAGCAAGCCAAUCCUCAGAUGUUCGGUGUUCCAGGCGGAGUUUAUCUUCCUCAACAGCAGCAACAGCAGCAGCAACAACAGAUGAAUGUUAUGGCGAUGAACAGGCCUCAGGGAAUAACACCUCAAUAUAACGCACAGCAAACAAUGUUUAAUAUUCCACAGCAACAACAGCAGCAACAAAUGUUUCAGGUCAACCAGGUCCAACAGCAAAUGUCGAUGUUAGGCCUGAGGCAACAGCAUCAACCAACUCAGGCAAUGCCCGGCAAUCAGGGUAUGCCUAAUUUUCAGGCAGGUUCAGGCUACAAUCCAAAUAUGGCAAUGCCAGGUAUGAUGUCCUAUAACAACAGUGCGACUCCGUAUGGAAACACGCCCAUGGUUAACGGCGGCUGGAUGCCGCGACCCGGAGGAAAUUUCCCCCAACAACAGCCAACACCCCCGUACCUAACCACCGGUCCUACAGCGCCAAGGUUCAAUAUGUACCAAGCACAGGGGGGUGCGCAAUCUGGGCAUACGUUAAGCACUAAUCUGUGGAAAUGAGUUACUUUGGAGUCAGCUGAAUUAAGAUGAAUCUUCUUGUCGAAAAUGGUGAAUUUUUUUCGGAAAUUGAGUGUAAAUACAUUGAAGCGUUUUGUGGUAAAAUUUCUCUUUUCGUGGAGUAGAAAUUUGGACGUCCGUGUUGUCUGACUGUGACUGAAUGGUUGUUCAUUUAACCAACUAUUCCUAGAACUCUGGAAAAGAUGUUCUUUAAGUAGACUUCAAACUACCGUGUGGUGAAUGAUUGGAUUCUCUGAAAGACAUAAUAAUUUCAUGAAUAGUUGAACUUUUCAUGAGUUUUACAAAUGAAGCUAAUUUCUACUUGUGCUAGAAUUAAUUUAAUAAACAAUGCGUAUACGGUGUUGCACUGAAGUAUAGAAAACGUGGAGACACUGCAUGCCACUGAUGAUGAUUGUUUCCUAAAAUAGUUAUUUCUCUAAAGCAGCCACAAUUGGUUAUGCCAGCAAAGUGUAGAUUUCAUUUCAUUCAACCGUGUUGAACUAAAAUUGUUUUGCAUAUAAAAAAGCUCUAUCAAAUGUAUAACCAAUUGUAUCGAGCCAAUCAGGUUUUGUGUGUAUUUGCGUACAUUAUGCUAAAUAGGUUUUUUCUAACUGCAAUUGUAAACACGCAUGCGCUCAGCAUCAGACAAACUUCCAUCAAACUAAGCUAACUUGAAGAAAAUACCAACACUAGCAAAUCCCUUGUUUUAAGAUCUAAAGUUUUGGUCAAGUUCCAAAUUCAAAGAAUUUUAGCAUAUCAACGAUUAUUUAGUAUAAAUAUAUAUCAAAUUCUGUGUUCGUAAAAUGGAAUAUAAAUUUAAAUAAAUG